Messenger RNA from Phragmites australis (common reed), 1186 nucleotides. RefSeq names its product auxin-induced protein 5NG4-like. The record is from RefSeq and is a predicted model, not a curated record. The transcript is spliced from 7 exons. Lineage: Eukaryota; Viridiplantae; Streptophyta; Magnoliopsida; Poales; Poaceae. Gene Ontology annotation, cellular component: plasma membrane. The coding region runs from base 74 to 1186 and encodes 370 amino acids. Gene Ontology annotation, molecular function: transmembrane transporter activity.
CUAGCAGCACUGCAUUUGUGAGCAACAACUGUAGUGACAGAUAGACAUAGUGAAAGAGAGAGGGAAGGGACAGAUGGGGAGAGAUCAGGCAGCUGCAGCGGUGAUGCCUGAGAAGCUGAAGCUGUUCGUGGGAGUGCUGGCCCUGCAGUUCCUGCUUGCAGGGUUCCACAUUGUCACCAGGGCUGCACUCAACAUGGGCAUCAGCAAGAUUGUGUUCAUCGUGUAUAGGAACAUCAUCUCCCUCGCCUUGCUCGCCCCAUUCGCCUACUUCCUUGAGAAGAAAGACAGGCCACCACUCACCUUCUCUUUGCUGGUGGAGUUUUUUCUCCUAGCAUUGUGUGGGAUAACUGCAAACCAGGGCUUCUACCUCCUGGGACUAUACCACCUGUCACCAACCUACGCCUCUGCCAUACAGAAUACAGUUCCUGCAAUCACCUUCGUCAUGGCUGCUGUCCUCAGGCUUGAGCAGGUCGAUCUCAGCAGGAGGCAUGGGCUCGCCAAGGUGGUGGGCACGGUGGUGAGCAUCGGAGGGGCUACAGUCAUCACCCUCUACAAGGGCCUACCACUGUUCCAUCACAAUCUGCACAUCGAGUCUCUCGUGACACUGUCCUCCUCGAGCCCCAUCCUCAACUGGACCCUGGGCUGCGUGUUCAUCCUUGGACAUUGCCUUUCCUGGUCCGGAUGGAUGGUUCUUCAGGUGCCCGUGCUGAAGAGAUACCCAGCCAGGCUCUCGGUUCUGUCACUGACCUGCAUCUUUGGGCUCCUCCAGUUCCUGGUCAUCGCGGUCUUCACCGAGGAAGAUCUGAGCAGGUGGAAGGUGCACUCCGGAGGGGAGCUGUUCACCAUCCUAUACGCAGGCCUGGUGGCAUCUGGCGUUGCCUUUGCUCUGCAGAUAUGGUGCAUCGACAGGGGAGGCCCGCUCUUCACCGCCGUCUUCCAGCCGGUGCAGACCGUCGCCGUCGCCGUCAUGGCUGCCGUCAUUCUCGGAGACCAGCUCUACACAGGAGGGAUCAUUGGAGCCGUGCUAAUCGUCGUCGGCCUGUACUUCGUGCUGUGGGGCAAAAGCGCGGAGAAGAAGGCAGGGAACCAAGAUCUGGCAGCACAGGGAGGAGGAGACAUAACGAGGCACCUGCUUGGGCGAGAUGCCUCGGCGAAAGAUGAAGAAGAGCCCACUGACCUGGCGUGA